AUGACAAACUAUUCACACGUAUAUACCCAGGGCUGCCAUCAUGUAGCCUUUAAAACUGUUACCGCCAUAUUUUUCAUAUUUUCAUCUUUCAUUGGUGAUGGAUUUGCUCAGGACUUGGUUGGAGGAUUAGAAAAUAUCGGAGUCGGUUAUGAUUUACUGAAGGGUAACCCCGAUGACGGGGCCCUUAACAAGGGAGGAGUCGACCCCGGCAUUCAUCUGGCGCAUAAGAUAUAUAAGAUGACAUUCAAAGAAGGGAAAACGAGUGUGGGUAAAAAGGUGCCCGACCAAACUAUUUACGUUCCCGACACGAGCUGUGCGACUAAGGCGACAAACGAUAUGUAUUACGGGACGAAGAGUUACCAAAAGAAACUCGGCGCCGACGUGGAAGUCUCCGCUAGCUUCGGUAUUCCCGCUCUGGCUUCUGCCGAAUUCUCUGCGAGUGCUGGUUACAAGAAGGAGGAGUCGAACUCGAAGAUAGAGAAAAACGUGUUCAUGGAGUCCUGGAAGAUCUGCAACUAUGGAUCAGCGCGCUACCGAGAUGAACUCAACGCCAAGUAUGAUCUAACAGAUGGAGUCAUUGCAGAUGGCUGUAAGCUCGGCACAGGAAAAUCGGAUGAUUCGCAUAAGAAUUUCAUCUCGAAGUGGGGGACGCAUAUCAUCAUUGAGGCAAAGCUUGGAACUAAGAACAUGGAGCGCACGAAAACAUCACUUGGAGAAGUGGUGAGCUUUGCUAUGAAAGAUGUGAGUGGCGGAGUCAGUGCUGGUGGGUCCUACCAAGGAGUUGGAGCGUCGCUAUCGGUGUCGGCUAGCAAGUUAACUAAGAAUGCUAAGUUCAGCUCGUUCGCAAAAGGCAAAAAGGAGACAUUAAACAGAGGAUCAAAGGAUAGACCAGCGCCCAUUAGUAUGAAACUCAUAGGGAUCCAUUCGAUAUUUGUACCACAUUUCUGGAAGAACGCCCCGUGCAAACCGUCUGAUGCUACUAUCACAAAGAUACAGGCUAACGUCAAGAAAGCCUUGGAAAACUACAACAUCUUUCUUAAUGUAUUUCCUCCGACAGAGGACAAGAACAAUCUGAGAGUAGCGUUAACUUGGCCAAAGGGUCGCUAUGUGUUACCUGAGACAAACAAAGGAUGUCCUCAAACUAGCUGGGCGAAGGGAAGUCGUGUGCAGGACACGGGCAAUAAGAACAUGUUCCCAUCGAAUAACCACUGGCCAACCGGUACCCUUUCCAAGGCACAGAUCACCCAGUCAUUUUGCACCAAGAGUAACACGAAAGGGACAUUGCUGUGGCCUGCUGGAUCUUACUGCAUCAUCAAGGCGAAGGCGUUAUCCUGUCCUGAAGGGUUUGACGAAGGCUCGAUCUCAUGGGACGACAAGGGUAGCCUUUCAGACAACACGGCCAAGAUAAAAGGCCAGAUGCCUAGUGGGGAUUUUGGCAAGAACACCAAAGUUGACUAUUGCUGCCGAGAAGAUAGUCUUGCUUCCAAAGCCAUCUUUCUACCAACCGAUUCUCCUUUCUACCUGAUGGCAAAAAGCAAUAACUGUCAGAAGGUGGAUAACUUAAAAGUUACCCCGGAGGUCAUACAAUGGGAUGAGGAGAGCUUGAUGAAUAAAAGUGAUCGGUCCGGUUCCUACCCAUACGAUGCUUCGGUGAAUGCAAAGGGCAAACAUCACAAGCUUACCUUUUGCUAUUACGGCAAAUACUAGUAUAUAUUUUCAUACGGGUCAAGUUUGAUAAAUGUAAUGUUGUUCUUCUCAAACGUAAAACACGGCUUGUUUUA
This is a messenger RNA of Lineus longissimus, 1781 nucleotides long. RefSeq lists its product as uncharacterized. The transcript has 10 exons. Lineage: Eukaryota; Metazoa; Nemertea; Pilidiophora; Heteronemertea; Lineidae. The record is from RefSeq and is a predicted model, not a curated record. Bases 1 to 1707 code for a protein of 568 amino acids.